Messenger RNA from Nannospalax galili (Upper Galilee mountains blind mole rat), 3453 nucleotides. RefSeq names its product myotubularin 1 (gene Mtm1). The record is from RefSeq and is a predicted model, not a curated record. Bases 117 to 1928 code for a protein of 603 amino acids. Gene Ontology annotation, molecular function: phosphatidylinositol-3,5-bisphosphate 3-phosphatase activity. NCBI's taxonomy places the organism in Eukaryota, Metazoa, Chordata, Mammalia, Rodentia, Spalacidae. Gene Ontology annotation, cellular component: plasma membrane. Gene Ontology annotation, biological process: dephosphorylation; muscle cell cellular homeostasis; mitochondrion distribution. The transcript is spliced from 16 exons.
CGAGCAGCCUGGCAACGGCGGUGGCGCCUGGAUCCCGAGCUCAUGCCGCUAAAGCCGGUCAGCUGUCCUGAAGAUGUGUCAUUUGUCAUGAGGGGACCAAGAAAUAGGUUUCCAGUAUGGCUUCUGCAUCAACUUCUAAGUAUAAUUCGCAUUCCUUGGAGAAUGACUCUAUUAAGAGGAUGUCUCAAGAUGGAAUCAAUCAGGGUCUCAGUGAGAGUGUUCCUCGACUCCCAGGAGAAAUACUAAUUACUGACAAAGAAGUUAUUUACAUAUGUCCUUUCAGUGGCCCCAUUAAGGGAAGAGUUUACAUCACAAAUUAUCGCCUUUAUUUAAGAAGUUUGGAAACGGAUUCUGCUCUGAUACUUGAUGUUCCUCUGGGUGUGAUCUCAAGAAUUGAAAAAAUGGGAGGCGCGACAAGUAGAGGAGAAAAUUCCUAUGGUCUAGAUAUUACUUGUAAAGAUAUGAGAAACCUGAGGUUUGCAUUGAAGCAGGAAGGUCACAGCAGAAGAGAUAUGUUUGAGACCCUCACGAGAUGUGCCUUUCCUCUGGCCCACAGUCUGCCAUUAUUUGCAUUUGUAAAUGAAGAGAAGUUUAAUGUGGAUGGGUGGACUGUUUAUAAUCCAGUUGAAGAAUACAGGAGGCAGGGCCUGCCCAAUCACCACUGGAGGAUAACCUUUAUUAAUAAGUGCUAUGAACUCUGUGACACGUACCCUGCUCUUUUGGUGGUUCCCUAUCGGACCUCAGAUGAUGACCUCAGGAGGGUUGCGACUUUUAGAUCCCGAAAUCGAAUUCCCGUGCUAUCAUGGAUUCAUCCAGAAAACAAGACAGUCAUUGUGCGCUGCAGUCAGCCUCUUGUCGGUAUGAGUGGUAAAAGAAACAAAGAUGAUGAGAAAUAUCUGGACGUGAUCAGGGAGACUAACAGACAAAUUUCUAAACUCACAAUCUAUGAUGCCAGACCCAGUGUAAAUGCCGUGGCCAACAAGGCAACAGGAGGAGGAUAUGAAAGUGAUGACGCAUAUCAUAACGCCGAACUUUCUUUCUUAGACAUUCAUAAUAUUCACGUGAUGCGUGAAUCUUUAAAAAAGGUGAAAGACAUUGUUUAUCCCAAUAUCGAAGAAUCUCAUUGGUUGUCCAGUUUGGAGUCUACUCAUUGGUUAGAACAUAUCAAGCUUGUUCUGACAGGAGCCAUUCAAGUUGCAGACAAAGUUUCUUCAGGGAAGAGCUCGGUUCUUGUGCACUGCAGUGACGGAUGGGACAGGACUGCUCAGCUGACAUCACUGGCCAUGCUAAUGCUGGACAGUUUCUACAGAAGUAUCGAAGGCUUUGAAAUAUUGGUACAAAAAGAGUGGAUAAGUUUUGGCCAUAAAUUUGCAUCUAGAAUAGGUCAUGGUGAUAAAAACCAUGCCGAUGCUGAUCGAUCUCCUAUUUUUCUCCAGUUUAUUGACUGUGUGUGGCAGAUGUCGAAACAGUUUCCCACAGCUUUUGAAUUCAAUGAGCAUUUUCUGAUUACCAUCUUGGAUCACCUGUAUAGUUGCCGAUUUGGAACUUUCUUAUUUAACUGUGAGUCAGCCCGGGAAAGACAGAAAGUUACAGAAAGAACAGUUUCUGUGUGGUCACUGAUUAACAGCAAUAAAGAAAAGUUCAAAAACCCCUUUUACACAAAAGAAAUCAAUCGAGUUUUAUAUCCUGUUGCCAGUAUGCGCCACUUGGAAUUGUGGGUGAAUUAUUACAUUAGAUGGAAUCCCAGAAUCAAGCAACAGCAGCCCAAUCCAGUGGAACAACGUUACAUGGAGCUCUUGGCCUUGCGUGAUGAUUAUAUAAAGAGGCUUGAGGAAUUGCAGCUCGCCAACUCUGCCAAGCUUUCUGAUCCCCCCACUUCGCCUUCCAGUCCUUCACAGAUGAUGCCUCAUGUGCAAACUCACUUCUGAAGGGAUCUCUGGCACUGUGUUUGAGCUCUGGAUAAAUUAAAUAGUUGACUUUCAUUUGGGGCAUCUAUACAAAGUAGAUUUAAAAUAUCCGCCUCCACUUAGAAACUGAACUAACAUUAUCUUAGACUCUUGAAUAUGUGCCUUCUAUAAUACAUAUUGUAAAAAAUAUAUAGUGUCUGUAUGGCAAUCAGAAGAAAGGAGUCAAGAAGAGGCUCUGGAAAAUCCUGACACCUUUUUAAAAAGCACUUUUGGGAAGAUAAAAUUUAAUUUACCUCUAUAGAGAUGCUACGUAUAUAGUAUGUAUUUUGUGGGCUUAAUUGAAACAUUAUUUUAAAUCCAAGGGGGAAAUGUAUUUGUAAAAUGGAUUUUCCUCCAGCUGCUUAUAACAGUUGCUUUGGAUUAUCUAAAAUGGAUCCAAAUGUGAAAGAUGGUAUUACUGCCAAAACCAAAUUGCACUCAGCUUCCUCAGUGUAAUCCAAGAGCAAGGCUUUUAAAUAAUUGCCAACUUUUAUACCAUCGUAAGUGGUAAAGUAAGGAAAAAGAACUGUUUAGAUGAGCAUUUCAUUAUUUUGAAAUUUUGAAAAUAAAAGGUUCUCUCAUCACUAUCAAGAGAAGCAUAUUUUGUAUUAAAUUGAUAGGCCCUGUUAAAUGUGGUUUGAUUUUCUCCUUCACUUUGCCAGUUCUACUUUCUGAAUUCUUCCAUGAGCUUGUCUAACACUCUGAAUUGUAUUCAGGUGUGGCGAAACCCACAUGUAGCACUGUGUAAGGGUGCCGGGUGCAUUCUGCUGCUUAGGUAAAUGUUUUCGGAAACAUGGCUCUUGUCAGUGUAGCUUGUCUGCCAAACUGUAUGCUUCACCGUCUUGGAUGUAUGACCUGUGGCUAGUGUAUCCCUCUUUGAAAUAAUGCCCCAGGUGUACAUUUUUUGAGCGUAUUCUUAAAAGUAUUCUGUUUAUGUAUCAGCUUAAAUGGUGUUGGGUUUCCCUUCCCUACAAGCGUUCAUAAAAACUGGUUCUACAGAUUUUUACUUGAAGUACUGGGCAGUUUGCUUUUUCAGAUUUUUUGCUGUUAUUUCAUUUUGUUUUAUAGUAUGAAGUGAAAUUCUAAAUGCAUAGUUCUAUUUGAUACCUGAACUAAUUCAUUUAGUAAGUAUAUUUGUAAAAACUAAAGCUAGAGUUAAAGCAAUUGAUGUUUUACAAUGAUUUGUAAAGGACUAUUUAUAGCUAAUAUGUUUUGUUUUCAAUGAAUUAAGAGAGAUUAAAUAUAUCUUUGUAAAUUAUUUCAUGUAAUAGCUUAAUUGGUCUACCAAAUAAGACAUCUCAAAUAUAGUAAUAUACUGUAUGGAUUUUGUAAGUAUAAAAAAUUUUAUUAGAAAUUCUUUCACUAUUUGUAAACACUGUAAAUAUUUCAUAAAUUAACAAAGUGUCACUCCAUAAAAAGAAAAAAAGCUGAUACUAAUAGCUCAAAGAUUUUGUGAAAUUCCUUGAGAACGUUUCCAUGGCAAUAAAGAUUAAAGACCUGCUGUGAU